This is a messenger RNA of Orbicella faveolata, 666 nucleotides long. Its product is annotated as TGF-beta-activated kinase 1 and MAP3K7-binding protein 2-like. The record is from RefSeq and is a predicted model, not a curated record. Gene Ontology annotation, molecular function: ubiquitin binding. Lineage: Eukaryota; Metazoa; Cnidaria; Anthozoa; Scleractinia; Merulinidae.
UGUUAUGCGCAGUACGUGUUGAAUCUGACGUUGACCGAAGCUGUGUGGAAGUUGGUCUGGAGAUAAACUUCCUUCGUAAGCUUAACCCGUUUCAUUACCUUAUACAAUACAAAAGAGACGUUAGAGAAGGGAACACAAAAGGCCUUGUACAUGGUGGACGCGAAAUAUUUUAUGGCAGCGGAGAGAAACGGUUACAACGGGCAGAUAUUCGAGGCCCUGAAGAAUAGGUUUCCCGAAAUUCCGGAGCAAGUCAUUUCUCAAACCCUGCAGGCUGAGCAUGGAAAUACAGAACGUUGCUUGAGGAUUCUCACAGCGGAGAGCGAUAGAUUUUUAUAUGGUGGUGGUGUUGACAUGUUAGACAGUCCGAUGCCAGUUCAACCAUCUUCCCAAAACACACCUGUAGAUGAACCUAUAUCAAUCACAAUUCCCACCACAAACACAUCCCCAUAUCUACCACACAGAACUGGGCACGAAGGCUGUGCGUACGAGAUUGUAAUGGUUUCUGAACAUGCGAAGACUAGUAUAAACUGCUAUUUUAAUGCUGGCUCAUUUUCAUUUACGCUAAGAGGUCUCCAUCAGUGGCGUCAACAAGCGCGCUACUGGCAAAGGAACGAGAUUGUUGCCGAGUCUCUUAAGUCAAGUGACUCACUGGCAGCAGUUAAGUAA